Messenger RNA from Dentiscutata erythropus, 831 nucleotides. Lineage: Eukaryota; Fungi; Glomeromycota; Glomeromycetes; Diversisporales; Gigasporaceae. The record is from the annotation of a GenBank genome assembly.
GGCUCCAUUUAUACUCGAUAUUUCGAUAUUUCCACUUAUUUACAGAAAAUUGAAAAGCUGGGAGAAGGAACGUAUGGAAUUGUGUACAAGGCACAAAAUAAGGAUACAAAUGAGGUGGUUGCUCUGAAACGUAUAAGACUGGAUAAUGAGGAGGAAGGGGUUCCAUGUACUGCCAUUCGUGAAAUAUCAUUACUGAAAGAGUUGAAACACGCAAACAUAGUAAGACUUUAUGAUGUCUUACAUACGGAGAAAAAAUUGACAUUAGUAUUUGAAUAUUUGGAUUCGGAUUUAAAGAAAUUCUUAGAUACUUACGGAGGUGAUCUAGACGUACCAACAAUCAAGGAUCUCAAGCCACAAAAUUUAUUAAUCAACAAGAAAUGCGAGUUGAAAUUGGCUGAUUUUGGUCUUGCGCGUGCUUUUGGGAUUCCAGUACGCAGUUAUUCACAUGAGGUAGUAACGUUAUGGUAUCGUGCGCCAGAUGUUCUGAUGGGAUCAAGGCAAUAUUCCACAUCUAUCGAUGUGUGGUCGGCCGGAUGCAUAUUUGCAGAAAUGGCAUCUGGUAGACCGUUGUUCCCAGGAGUUCUAGGAACUCCAACAGAGGAAACAUGGCCAAGGGUUUCACAGUUGCCGGAUUACAAAAAUGAUUUUGCUAUUUAUUCUCGGAUGCCGCUGGAGACACUUCUUCCAAAGCUAGAUGCUCAUGGUAUUGAUUUAUUAAGUAAACUAAUAGAAUAUCAGCCUGAGAAACGCAUAAGUGCUGAAGAUGCAUUGAAACAUCCGUAUUUUGAAGAAAUUCGCAAAAAGGAAACGUCACAACAGUCCUCCGUGUAA